AUGCCAGCUGGGAAGAAGCAGAAGGAAAUCUCGGGCCGAGCUCGUCCUGACUGGUUCCGUGUUCCUGCUCCUCCCCCUAAAGACGCAAGCACCAAGUACAACAAGCUCAAGGAUGGACUGCGCGAUCUCAAGCUUCAUACGGUCUGUGAGGAGGCUCAGUGCCCCAACAUCGGAGAGUGUUGGAACGGAGGAACGGGAACGAUCAUGCUGCUGGGAGACACUUGCACGAGAGCAUGCAAGUUCUGUGCCGUCAAGACGUCCAACUCUCCUCCUCCUCCUGACCCGGAGGAGCCCUUCAACACCGCCAAGGCCAUCGCUGAGUGGGGCCUCGACUAUGUCGUCCUUACUUCCGUUGAUCGCGACGACAUGCCAGACGGCGGAGCCUCACACUUCGCACAGACAGUCCAGUACAUCAAGGUGUGGAACCCCAAGAUUCUGGUUGAGUGUCUUGUGUCAGACUUCCAGGGUAUGGAGGAAUCAGUCAAGACCCUGGCGCUCUCGGGUUUGGACGUGUAUGCGCAUAAUAUCGAGACUGUCGAGCGCUUGCAACCGUUUGUUCGGGACAAGCGGGCCAACUACAGACAAUCACUUCACGUGCUCGAGCACGCCAAGAAGGUGAAUCCAAAACUCUUCACCAAGUCAUCCAUAAUGCUUGGGCUUGGAGAGACAAAAGAAGAAGUGAAGCAAACUAUGCUAGAUUUGCGUUCCUGCGGCACAGACGUUCUCACCCUCGGACAAUAUCUCCGUCCUUCUCCCCACCACCUUGCCGUGCAGGAAUUCGUUACUCCUGAAGUGUUUGACGAGCUUCGGAAGAUGGGAGAGGAGAUGGGCUUCAAGUACGUUGCUGCAGGCCCGAUGGUGCGAUCAAGCUAUAAAGCUGGAGAGUUCUUUUUGGAGAACAUGAUCCGAAGUGCGAAUGAGGAGGAGGCAAAGAAACUUCUAGAGGAUUUCAAGACUGGACAUGAGCAUCACCGAACGAUCAAGCAGAGCAAGUAGAUGAAAGUAAUAGAGCCAAAGAAAGAUGUCAAGACUCUUAUUUCCAAUUGUUGAGAUGAAAUAUUACAAUGACUGUAAAUGGUGUUCCGAGGGUCUGACAAGUUAAGAUGAGCUACAGAGGGGGAGAGGAGCAGAUCGGGAGAGAAACUUUCAUCGUCUCAUUUCUCAUCCUCAUGCUGCCCCUGAGCAAUUCCCCUGAGCUUCAUGAUGGCAUCGUCAAUUUGGGACGAGGGGCAAGCUUGCGUUGCUCACGUCCAAGGCCUCGACCCCAUGGU
This is a messenger RNA of Guillardia theta CCMP2712, 1271 nucleotides long. RefSeq lists its product as hypothetical. Lineage: Eukaryota; Cryptophyceae; Pyrenomonadales; Geminigeraceae. The transcript has 11 exons. The record is from RefSeq and is a predicted model, not a curated record. Gene Ontology annotation, molecular function: lipoate synthase activity; 4 iron, 4 sulfur cluster binding. Bases 1 to 996 code for a protein of 331 amino acids. Gene Ontology annotation, cellular component: mitochondrion. Gene Ontology annotation, biological process: lipoate biosynthetic process.